Molecule: messenger RNA, 1924 nt
Organism: Oncorhynchus kisutch (coho salmon)
Lineage: Eukaryota; Metazoa; Chordata; Actinopteri; Salmoniformes; Salmonidae
Product: zinc finger protein 777-like
Exons: 2
Coding region: 127-1083 (318 amino acids)
Biological process (GO): regulation of transcription by RNA polymerase II
Molecular function (GO): DNA-binding transcription factor activity, RNA polymerase II-specific; RNA polymerase II cis-regulatory region sequence-specific DNA binding
Source: RefSeq, a predicted model, not a curated record
GGUGAAGGACAUCUCACUGGAGGCCACAGGAGCUUUGUGAAGCCAGCGGGACACAAUACAUGGAGAGAUGACCAACCAAUCACUGUUGAUGAGGGGAGUAGAACCUCAACCCAGCACAUUAUCGUGAUGGAGUCUGCAGAUACAGAGGCUGCAGGUCCUGGGGUGAAGCAGGAGAGGUCUGAAAGAAAGGAGGACCUACAGCAUAGCAUAAAUAUCCAGACUGGAACGGCUGGCACGCCCCCUAUAGCAACGGAGGACUCCACCACCGCCCCAGCGCCGCCCAGAGCCGGCUCAGAGUAUUUACCGGUAUUUCACCAGAUCCAGAGGACGGUUCAUUCCCGUGGAGAUGGUGACGCACUAGUCACUGGCGUUGAUGAUCCAUCAUGUUCUUACAGUACAGAGAUGGACCCUGGUAACAUGCCCUUGGGUUUAGAGACACAGACUGAUCUGUCUAAAGGGGAAUGGAACCGGUACAGCAGUAGUAUAUACUCUGAAGGGUGCCUAGAUAAGAAAGGGGAAUGUCUGGUUGUAGAUGAGGUAAUUGUGAAAGUGGAGGGCGACGCCUCUCCCACAUGGAAUCCAGAUCGUCACCUAGGUGACGGACACUCACAGGGCAGAGAUUUCUUAGAUUACAGGGAAAGCUUAGAGACAAAUCCAAAUGUUGCGACCCACUCCCCUGUACACAUUCUCAGGGAUUGCGACCCAGUGUCCACGUCGAUGGGGCCUUCUGAUUCACACACCCACGUCCUUUUCAAUCAGGUAUUGAACGCAAACGACAUGGCUAGAGCCCAGGCUCAGGGAGGGGGAGCCACAUCAGGCAAUAGUAAAGAGAAACGGUUUCUCUGCAUGUUCUGCAACAAAGGCUUCAGCUGCCCCCAGAAGGUGGAGAUCCACCAGAGGGUCCACACAGGGGAGAAACCUUUCAGCUGUACCCAAUGUCACAUGCGCUUCGCUGAGGCUGGCAGCCUGAAGAGGCACCAGAGGGUCCACACAGGGGAGAAACCCUACAGCUGCCCCCAGUGUGAGAAGAGGUUCUCCCACCAGCACCAUCUGAAGAGGCACUUGAAGGUCCACACGGAUUAGAGGCCGUUCGCCUGUAAGCACUGUCGGAAGAGGUUCUCAGAGGAGCUUCCUCAGGAUUUCACUCUAUAACAUAGAAAGUAACCAUUCCAUUCAAUGGCUUCUGAAGUUUAGAUCAAACCCUGCCCUAAAGAUAGACUCAGCGAGAUGACGUAGAUCAAUUUCCACAACAUCAAAGAGCAUUUUGGGAUAAAUGCGCCUAAAAAGUCUUAACAUAAUUUAGCCUACACUAAAGACACUCUUGUUCACAAAUUUCAUUAUUUCCAUUCAACAACUUUUAUUAUUUAUUUUCUGACCACUUUUUCUCCCCAAUUUCCUGGUCUUGUCCCAUUGCUGCAACUCCUGUACGGACAAGGUCGAGGCACGUGCGUUCUCCGAAACACAACCCAGCCGAGCCGCUUCUUGACACAAUGCCGCUUAACCCAGAAGCCAGCCAGACCAAUGUUUCGGAGAAAACACCGUACACCUGGCGACCAUGUCAGCGUGCAUUGGGACCGGCCCGCCACAGGAGUUGCUAGAGCGCGAUGGGUCAAGAACAUCCCUGCCGGCCAAACCCUCCCCUAACCCGGGUGAUGCUGAGCCAAUUGUGUGCCACCCCAUGGAUCUCCCGGUUGUGGCCGGCUGCGACAGAGCCUGGACUCGAACCAGGAUCUCUUGUGGCACAGCUAGCACUGUGAUGCAGUGCCUUGGACCACUGAGCCACUCGGGAGGCCAUCAAUAAACACGUUUAAUGAGAACAUUUAUGCAGUUCAUUAAGUUACUGCAGAUUUGUAGUUGAGAUGUGUGGUUUUCAUAUGGUGUAUUUAAAACGUGUUUGUUUAAUAAACAGAAAAUAGAACUUUCA